Labrus mixtus (cuckoo wrasse) is the source of this 3953-nucleotide messenger RNA. RefSeq names its product secreted frizzled-related protein 5. The transcript is spliced from 4 exons. Gene Ontology annotation, biological process: canonical Wnt signaling pathway; negative regulation of canonical Wnt signaling pathway; non-canonical Wnt signaling pathway. The coding region runs from base 2471 to 3622 and encodes 383 amino acids. The record is from RefSeq and is a predicted model, not a curated record. Gene Ontology annotation, molecular function: Wnt-protein binding. NCBI's taxonomy places the organism in Eukaryota, Metazoa, Chordata, Actinopteri, Labriformes, Labridae.
AUUGUAAGGGCACAUUGCUGCCUUGAAUGGUUACAUACUACUACAUACUACUUACAAGUUUUUAAUACACUAUUUAGAAAAAGGCCACAUUAUCACAGUACUAGCAAGCCCUUAGUCUACCAAAGUCUAGAAAGAGGAUCAAGGAUGAAUCAUCUGUCAGAGAGAGUUUCAGGGAGAUAAUGCAACGCUGAGCCAUGCUAAGUGGGGCUAACAAUUUUAGUUUGUUCCCAGAUUAACAGCAAAUAUAAUGAUUCAUACAUUCAUAUACACAUUACAAAGAUUGAUUAGGUAACAGUGAAGUCAACAAUUGAUAAAAGCAUAUCCACUGAAACUUUCAAUCUUCAAAUGGUGGAUUCACACCACCAACAUUGUUACAUGGGAUUUUAUAUUCCUGCUGUAAAAUCUGCAAGCAGGCAGCUUUAACAAAACCAGAGAUGGGCAGAGAGUCGCUGACUUUUAAGUAGAUAAAAGGAUCUCUGUUGACAGUGCUGACUUGAUCUGUCGGGUUAAACAGAUUACAUUAGAUUGCCAAACAAAGCCUUUAAGUGUGAAAGUGCAUAUUCGAGAUCGUUUGAUCAGUGAAUGCCCACGGUAGCAUGAUAAGAAUGAGUCAAACAUUGUAUCAGUAAAACAGCCUCAUAAAGAGCACAUCUUUGUUUACCUGUGCUCAGAACAUAAUGAUCAUGCAGAUACUUCUAAGAACCCAGACAAUGGGAAGAAAUAACUUAAUGUCUUUGAAUCCAAUCACAGUUAACUGCGGGCGUUUUAAAAUAAUUGCAUAACUUGAUUUGAUGUUAAUCAAUUAUGCUUUCAAUCUUGCAAUUUGAAGAACGGGAACUCUUUACUGUGUAUGUAAUGAGUGUGGGAUUUCUUUCUGUCUCUCCCCUGUGACCGGUUUGUGGUAUAACCCAUCCCAAGGGCAGCUUUAAUGAAUGACAACACUGGAUUUCUCCCAAGGGAGAGUGGAAAUAGUGCAGGCUUCUGGGAGUCUAUUAUUAAUUUGUAGAAAGCAGUGUAAGAAAAAAGCUUAUACUCAUUCUGCUUAACAACUACUUCUACUCCAUCUAGUUAUACCAGUAAACAGUCUAUUUAAUUAAUUCUGCUGGAUACUUGUGUUUUUUUAACUUAAUCUGACCUAGGUUUUUUGUCGUUCCCGCAGUCCUCCAUGUCUGACGCUCAUUUCCUCUCUUAAUAAAAGGCUUCCGGCAGGUUGGCUGCCUGUACAGUAAGGACCUUGUUUGUCACCCGUGUCUUUGACACUGUACCCACUUGGUUAAUUCCUAUUGUCCAGUCAAGCCUCAUUAAUCUGGAUAACUGAUAUGAAUAAAGGGGGACUCUGAGCCUCCCUCUUCUCCCUCCCAACACUGUCUAUCCCCCGGAAUGGAAGUGACCUCCUUGUCUGAACAGGAAUCAGGCCAUGGUGACACAGCAGGACGACGCCAAUUUUGGUAGCGACCUAAGCACCAGUUCAUACACACACGAAACCCACAAGCAGCACCCAUUUGAGUUGCAACUACUGAUGAUUUUUUUUCUGUCUUGAUACAUGCCCUGAUUAUUUUCUUAACUAUUUGAUUUAUUGUGUGGUCUUUAAAGCAUUAGAAUAUGGGAGAAAAUCCCAUUAUAAUGGCCCAAAGUGAUGACAUCACAUAUCUUGUUUUGUAGGAUCAACACCCCCCCCCCCCACACACACACACACACACACACACACACACACACACACACACACACACACACACACACACACACACACACACACACACACACACACACACACACACACACACACACACACACACACACACACACACACACACACACACACACACAAAAGGAGAAGGAAUAAGUGAAAUUCAGCAUCAUUCCUUCAAAACAUUUCUUGAACAAUGUACUAAAUUCUCACGAUACUGUCUGUUUUCUCAUUUGAGGCAUUAUAGCUCUUCAAUUACCCUACACUGUGGCCAUCUUAUUUUCCUUUGUAUAGUAGGAGAACUCACAAAAACAUCCAACAUGUUCCUCUUACCAGCAUUUGUGGACAAAAAAAAAGAAGUUUAAAUAACAAAGAGGUCAGGGCAGGACAGCUUUGUUAGUAGUGGGUUGUAAGAAAAUGAGGAUUGGAAAGGGCGGGGGAGUUUCACUCCAUGAGGGCCAAUCUGUUCCUCAACACAAGCUGUGGGGAUGGAAAUGGACGAAAGCCAAAAGUAUCCAAAUGACCAAUCAUCCACCUUAUUAAUCUUGAGCUCUGUCAAACUCACUUAAAUUUGCUCAUGAACGCAAGUGGAUUUGCAUCUGUAAUAACACUUUAUUUUGUGCCCCAACCCUUCUCUCUUCUCUACUGUACACCUCCCCUUCCUAUGCAAAUGUAAUCACCGCCCCCUAUAAAAACACCUAUUCUGCCAUCCUCCCAACCAGGGGUCUACAUUCACUGAAGGGACACACUCCAGGAUUAGUUCUCUUCAUCUACUGUGGCAGGAUGACUGUAGUGCGCUGCCCUCAUUUUAUCCUUGGAAAGUUCUUAAAUACAGCCCCCCUACUCUUUCUCCUUUUGCUUGUUGGGCCUAGCAGCACAUUAGCGCUUGGUCCUGGCAGAGUAAGAGCAGGGCAAGGGGGGCGUCCGAGGGCUGAGGGUAGGGUGAGAUCUGGAGUAAAAGACAAUGGCAGGUCCCGGGCAAGUGUUGAUGGCUACACCGACAUGAAAAUUGGGGAUACACAUGAUUCUAAGGCAGGAGCGGCACCAGUAGAGGAUGAUGACGCAUGGGGGGACCCUGGUACUACCACAGGCUUCAGGUCCAUGCUUGCUAUAGGAGAAGGUGGACUGUGGGAGCCUCGCAGUUCCUCCCGCUGUGUACCUAUCCCCCCGGGAAUGGCUUUGUGCCAAAACAUCGGUUAUGAUACCAUGAGGAUGCCCAACUUGCUGGGCCAUGAGUCUCCUGCUGAAGCCGUGCAGCAGAGUGCCAGCUGGUUGCCUCUACUUGCAAGAGAGUGUCACCCUGACGCCCGCAUCUUUCUCUGUUCUCUCUUUGCACCAAUUUGCCUUGACAGGUUUAUAUCCCCCUGUAAAAGUUUGUGUGAAUCCGUACGGGACAGCUGUGCACCUAUCAUGAGCUGUUACGGCUACCCCUGGCCAGAAAUUCUGCGCUGUGACCAGUAUCCUGCAGACCAUCUCUUGUGUAUCUCCUCUAUCACUAACAGCACAGCUCAGACAGUGGGCCGUAUAGUGCCUCAAGCAAGCUGUCGUGAUUGUGAGCUGCAGGACGCCUCCUCUUCAAAAGAUACACUGGAGACCUUUUGUAGGAGUGACUUUGUUGUGAAACUGCGUCUCACACGCCUCAAGUACAGUCCAGUAAGUCUGUCUCAGUUCUCGCUGGCUGCCAAACUGGAUGUUUUGAAGCACGGACCACUGUUAGGUGGGCAGAUCCGUUCCCGCAUUGAGCUGUGGCUAGAGAGGGACGCCACCUGCGUCAGAAACAUGACAAGGCACAACCCACGAGGCGGGACUUUCCUUGUGACAGGCUUGGUGCAGGGGGAGCGCCUGGUGGUGAAUAAAGUGUACGCAUGGCAUAGACGAGACAAGAACCUGAUGGCAGCUGCACGCAAAUGGAAACAUUACAGAUGCAGGAACUAGGCUCAUGUGUUAUGUUAGAAGAGUCAAAAGAACUGAGAUGUAACAAGAACAGCUACACAUAGGGGAAGGAUAGACAUAGUAUUUAGAAUUUUUCUAAAUACCUCUUCCUGUAAGCUAACCUCGGUCUACUCCAAUCCUGUCUAAACGUCAGUGGUUAUAGAAGGGAUACAAGCAGUCAGCUGUUUAAAAAGUGCCUCAUAGAGUACCAACACUGCAUGUCGCAGACAGAGGAUGUGGAAGAAUUAAAGAUGUGUAAUAGAGAGUGUAAAUAUCUGUGUAUUUUAAGUAAAUAUUGCUGGUUUAUAUAUUUGUAUGGCUUUGAGAAAAAUUA